CACCUUGACCGAGCAACUUUCUACGUAGCGCCAGUCAAUUAAACCGCUUGACCUGUAAGCAGCAAGGGACAUCUUCAGAAUAAGAUCUUGUUUUUGUUCUUGUCGCGGUCUCGUCCAUCGCGGCGGCCCAAUCGGAUCCGAGGAGCAUCCUAUCUUAGAUUCCGUUCUCCGACAUUCCAUCCAAUUCGGGCGGACUUCCCACUGUACGUGUACAGACACCAAGCGAAGCGUCACUUGCAGUUUGCUGGGCGAUCAGUAACUCGUUCGCCCCGCCAUAUCCGAUCCUGCAAACCCCAUCGACAAGCUUAUCGACGCGAUAAGCAGGUACAAUGUCGACGACAGCACCAGCACCAACUUCCGUUCCAUCGGGACCUCCACCCACCGCCCAACGUGGCCCUCCAGACCCAGCAGCCAUGAAAGCGAGGGUGAUACAGCAUAUGAACGCCGACCACGCACUCUCCUUACGUCUCUAUCUGGCGCACUACGCACACGUCCCGCUACCGGGCACCACGACCGCGGCAAUGCAGGAUAUCACUAACGAGCAUAUGAUCAUCACAUCGAGCUACGGCAGGCAUGUGGUAUCGCUCGAUCCACCAAUGAAAUCGCUCAUCGAGGCAAGGGAACGACUGGUCGCAUUGCACAAUGAGUGUCUCGCCGCGUUGGGGCUAAGUGAUGUCGUGCUCAAAAGCUACACGCCUCCGGAUCGUGCGUGGCAAUGCGCCCUGAGCGCUUUGUGUCUCUUGAUCUUCGCGACGUUUCCGUUUCGAGAACAGCUACGGCCGGAGUCGGGGAGUGUGAUUGCGAGUAUUUGGAGUCUCGGUGGACUUGUGCCCGGGUUGGCGAGACUAAGUUAUACUUUGCAGCCGUAUGUGUUGGGGAUCAUGGUUGUUUUGCAUGGUGCGGAGGCUGUGUGGUUUACGAAUAGAUUGAAGAGGUAUUGGGUCGAGGUCGGGACGUGGGUUUGGUGGUGUUGGGUCGGGGAUUGUUUGUUGGAGGGAGUUGGGUGCUUGACGAGGUUUGAACGGGUCGUUGGGCGAUUGGAGGCGGAGAAGAAGCACUAAGCGUAAAUGGUCAAGACGUCUGGACCAUGGGCUGACGUGGAGAGGAGUGGCAUGAAAUAUCGAGUGGUAAAGAGUGUUUGAGCUGGAGUGCUUGUGGAUGGGCGAGGCAGAGCAUCGUGCACGGUGUCUGUUCAAGUGUGAGGUAGCUGGGACAGCAUUCGACCCAGACUACCGUGAGGGACAGAAAACAGAAUCUUCGAGGGACAGAAUUCAAUCCAGACUGCCAGUCGAAAGACAGAACCAGA
Exophiala viscosa is the source of this 1306-nucleotide messenger RNA. RefSeq lists its product as uncharacterized. Bases 330 to 1061 code for a protein of 243 amino acids. Lineage: Eukaryota; Fungi; Ascomycota; Eurotiomycetes; Chaetothyriales; Herpotrichiellaceae. The transcript has a single exon. The record is from RefSeq and is a predicted model, not a curated record.